AUGUCCCUGGCUGAGGCCCUCCUUCCCCUAGUAGAGUCUCCCUCUCUCCCCCUGAUCCCCUGGAAGUGUUCCACCCGCUACAAGACAGAGCUCUGCAGCCGCUAUGCUGAGACGGGCUUCUGCAUGUACGCAAAGCGCUGCCAGUUUGCCCACGGCUUCCAUGACCUCCACGUGCCCUCCCGCCAACUCAAGUACAAGACGGAGCUGUGCCGCACCUUCCACACGGCAGGCUACUGCACCUACGGCAUCCGCUGCCUGUUCGCCCACAAUGCCAUGGAGCAGCGCCCCACCCGCCACCUCAACAUCCCCUGCCGUACCUACCGCUCAUUCGGCGUGUGCCCCUUCGGCAGUCGCUGCAACUUCCUGCACAUUGAGAGUGACGGUAGCGGCAGCUUCAGUGGUGGCGGCCUGGAGUCUCCAGACAGCGCUGCUGAGGAUAAGGUCCCCAUUGCCAGGCCCCAACCAUACACUCAGGGCUGGAAGCCCCGCAGGGCCCUGUGCCGCACCUUCAGCUCCUUUGGCUUCUGCCUCUACGGCACCCGCUGCCGCUUCCAGCACAGCCUGACCAGCAGCAUCAGAGGCCCUGACUCCACCACCCAGGGGGGUGACUGCACUCCUCAGCUGUCCGGUGGGAGAGCCCUGUCCACAGCCUCAGACAUGUUCUCCUCCUCACCCUGCUCAUCCAACUCCUCCUCGCCCCCCUCUGGACUACCCUCCCCGAUCUGGCCAGACGACUCGUCUCCCCUGACCACCCUGCUGAACGAGCCCGUGGCCCACAAUGCCUUCACCUUCUCCUGCCAGCUGAAUGAUCUGCUGCUGCCUUUGGCCCUCAGACUCCAGAAGCUGGAGAACAGCCAGGCCAUGGCCGCUGCCUGCACCAUGCAGGAUGUGUGCGAGAACAAGCCAUGGUCACUGUAG
Messenger RNA from Coregonus sp. 'balchen', 918 nucleotides. NCBI's taxonomy places the organism in Eukaryota, Metazoa, Chordata, Actinopteri, Salmoniformes, Salmonidae. The record is from the annotation of a GenBank genome assembly.